AUGGGCUCUCCGAUAAACAAUUCUAAAGGAGAUGAAGUCUGCACUACUAGCGAUACAAACAACGCGUUUUUUGACGUCUAUGGCCCCCAGGCAAAAGCAGGUGUUGAGUUUAAGACCCCAGAAGCGAAUUCAACUCUUAACUUGGAAGAUGUUCAGGGGCUUAUAACAUGGGUACUUGCUGAAGGAUUCAUGCCAUCAUGGGUUUUCAUUAAGAAUAAGCCUCUGAUUCCAAAAGUGGUUAUGCUAUAUGUCCCUGGUCUUGAUGCAGCAAUCUACCUCUCACAGUCUAAAAUACUACACAGCUUAAAAGAAUGUUGUGGCAUCCCAAGGGCAGUGUUAGCGCCCAGCUGUGUAUCAGAUGGAAUGCAGACUAUAGAUGCUCUUCUUACAUGUAAGGUUAAGAGAAAAAGAGAAGCAGAUACAUUUACAAAGAAAUCUAGACCUAUAUCUGAACAAGGAACAUGGCCUAUUCGUGAUGAUUUGGCAUUUUCUGAGCUCAUGAAAAACAUCCCAUUUCCAAUUUCCUAUUAUACCCUUACCACAAAGGAAUUAGAAGAUAAUGGAUACAUCCAUGAUCAAUCAGAUUUUCUCUCAACUCUUCCUGCAACAUCUGGAAAACCCACCCAUGAAAUAGUGGGAGUUGAUUGUGAAAUGUGUAUCACAAAUGAGGGAUUUGAGCUUACAAGAGUAACACUGAUAGAUUUUAAAGGACAGGUUUUGUUGGAUAAAUUGGUUAAACCAACAAAUACAAUAACUGAUUACAACACUAGGUAUAGUGGAAUAACUAGUGAGAUGUUGAAUGGAGUCACAACAACUCUAAAAGACAUUCAGGAAGAGUUUCUACAGAUAGUUAAUAGAGAAACGAUUUUAGUUGGACAUUCAUUGGAGAAUGAUUUAUUGGCUUUAAAAAUCUGUCAUAAUUUGGUGAUUGACACAGCUGUUUUAUACAAGCAUUCGCGAGGUGGGACCUACAAAAUUGCACUUCGUGUCCUCACAAGGAAAUUCCUUGAGAGAGAAAUACAAGGUUCAGGAAAUGGACAUGAUAGUAUUGAGGAUGCAAAAGCUGCAAUGGAUCUAGCCUUUUUAAAGAUUAAAAAUGGGCCUGAUUUUGGUCGACCUCCAUCAUUUACAAGGAAAAAAUUUCUUACAGUUUUGGGUGACUCUGGGAAGGCCUCAUCUUUUAUUGAUAAUAUAUCAAUAGUGAAAAGAUAUGCUUCAGAAUCAUCACAUUCCAUUCCUGUGACUUGUGAUGAUGAAGCUCUUUCGAAAGCCAUUAAAGAAGUAAAAAAUGAGAAAGUACAUUUUGUGUGGGCCCAGUUUACAGAACUGAGUGGUUAUUACAAGAAACAAGCGGAUGAUGAUGUGGCAUUGAAUACCAAAGUGGCUGAGAUGAUAGCUUUGCUUACUUGUAGUAAUAACAAGUCCAAGGCUAGAAAAAGCAUCAAGUACACAGUCACACCUGAUUUGAAGCAAGUUCUUAAUCAAUUGAAUUCCAGAAUAAAAAAUAUUUACUCCAAUUUACCUAACAAUGCCAUGCUAAUAGUUUGCUCAGGUCAUGGAGACUCUGCAAUUGUUCGAAGAUUGAGGAAAAUGCUUGCAGAGAAGGCGGACAUAAACAUGCCUCGGGAACAUCUUGUAAAGGUCUUGGAAGAGUUGCAGGCUCAGGCUGAAGUAGGCUGGAGGGAGUGGCCCUCGCUAGGGACUCACCUCCAGCUCGCUAAGAUCGCCAAAGCAAUUCCGUUCAAACUCACUAAGGUCGUCGCCAAAAGUGGCUCGCCAGUCAUGUAG
This is a messenger RNA of Lactuca saligna, 1788 nucleotides long. NCBI's taxonomy places the organism in Eukaryota, Viridiplantae, Streptophyta, Magnoliopsida, Asterales, Asteraceae. The record is from the annotation of a GenBank genome assembly.